Epinephelus fuscoguttatus (brown-marbled grouper) is the source of this 8727-nucleotide messenger RNA. RefSeq names its product BAR_ACAPs and ArfGap_ACAP domain-containing protein. The coding region runs from base 317 to 2491 and encodes 724 amino acids. Gene Ontology annotation, cellular component: cytoplasm. The transcript is spliced from 22 exons. The record is from RefSeq and is a predicted model, not a curated record. NCBI's taxonomy places the organism in Eukaryota, Metazoa, Chordata, Actinopteri, Perciformes, Serranidae. Gene Ontology annotation, molecular function: GTPase activator activity; protein binding.
AGCAGCGGGCUGCAGGAUGCACACACAGACAGCUGUCACACUGAAAACACACUUAACACGGUUUUAAUGACACUUUUAUCCAACAUGCGUGACAGUCAGGCGCGCGUGCACGAUGCCCGAUCGAUCUGUGGUAUAUGAAACUAUCGAUACGGCUCGUUGAAGAAGUUUAUCGGCGGUUUUUCACAGAUUGUGGACGGAGUUAAGUAUGAGGAGUGAGAGAGGAGCUUUUGAAUGGAGCUAACCGGCUAACUGUAGGCUAACAGGGCUUAAUUAACUUUAUCAACAGUUUGACUCAGUGACAGUAACAGAAGACAACAUGGACACACUGCUGGACUUUGAGGAGUGUGUCAAAGACUCACCUGAGUUCAGGCUGAAGCUCGAGCUGUUUGAGGCGGAUGUGUCUGCGCUCGAGACAAAACUGGAUAAGGUGAUGAAGCUGUGCAGUAAGAUGGUGGAGGCAGGUCAAGCCUACAAUGCAGCCAAUCAGCUGUUCCUGACCGGCCUGGCUGAACUUUCCACGUACAACAAGAAGGACGGCGUCAUCACCAACUGUCUGAACCAGUUCAACCAGGGCCUGCAGGAAAUGGUCAGCUUCCACACGAUGUUGUUUGAUCAGACUCAGAGAGCCAUCAGUCAGCAGCUGAGCAACCUCUGUACACAGUUCCUGCCCCAACUGCUGGAGACCAGGAGGGAGUUUGUCCGGAUAGGGGACGACCUGGAGACGGCGGCAGUCAAGAAUGCUCAGGUGUCUCGCCACAAACCUGGUGAUGCAGAGCGGGCGAGUCACCUGCUGCUUGCCACACGCAAAUGUUACCAACACUUCGCCCUGGACUACUGUCUGCAGCUCAACACCUUCAAGACUCAGCAGAGAAUCGACAUCUUAAACUCAGUGUUCUCCUUCGUCCAUGCUCAGUUCACCUUCUUCCACCAAGGCUUUGACCUGCUCAGGGACCUGGAGCCCACCAUGAAAACCAUGGCAACACAGCUGUCGCAGUUAUCAUCAGACUGUGCAGUUAAGAGAAAAGACCUGGAGAACAGACACCUGCUGGUGCAGCAGAGAGAUGCUUCAGGAGAGCCAAUGGUCAGCCCUUGCCCUGGGAGUGAUGACAUCAUCCAGGGUUACCUCUUCAAACGCUCCCGAAGGAAAUCCAAAACCUGGAAGAGGUGCUGGUUUUUCAUCAGAGACAAUCAACUCACUUACAGGAAGUCACACAAGGAGGAAGCCGUGGUUCUGUUUGAGGACCUCAGACUGUGUGCUGUCAAAUCACUGGAGCACAUCGACCGACGUUUCUGCUUCGAGCUGCUCUCUGUUCAGAAAUGCUGUGCUCUGCAGGCAGACUCGGAGCAGCUGAAGCAGGCCUGGCUCAGCGCUCUGCAGGGCAGCAUCGACCUCGCCUACAGGGAGAGAGCCGACGUUCAUAUCACACAGCCUAAAGAGCUCCCCCCUCUCCCGUGUGGUGGGGACGCCUCCCCGGGGCCCCCUGCUCAGAGGCUGCCAGCGCUGAGCAUGGCCCUCAGUGGCCCUGGGAACCUGCGGUGUUGUGACUGCGGCGAGGAGGAUCCUCGCUGGGCCUCCAUCAACUUGGGAAUUACCAUGUGCAUUGAGUGCUCUGGCAUACACAGGAGCCUGGGUGUCCACCUGUCCAAGGUGAGAUCUCUCACUCUGGACUCAUGGGAGGCUGAACAGCUGAAGCUGCUCUGUGUUCUGGGAAAUGAUGUCAUGAACCGGAUCUAUGAGGCGCGAUGUUCAGAGGAGGGGCGGAUCAAACCCAGAGCCGACAGCCCGCGGACGGAGAAAGAGACAUGGAUCAAAGAGAAAUAUGUGGAGAAGAGAUUUGUGCAGAGCAGCAGCUCAGCUGGAGCUCAUGGUGGAAAAGGCGAGGCCGGGCUGCGUCUGUAUCGGGCUGCGCUGGCUGGAGACCUGAUUGCCAUGGCAGCAGCAUUGGCACAGGGGGCAGAGGUCAAUGGGAGUAUCGCUGAGAAAGGGGGACACACUGCUCUAAUAGGAGCUGCUGUCGGGGGGUCACUGUUAGCUUGUGAGUUCCUGCUGCUGAACGGAGCAAACGUCAACCACCGAGACCAGAGAGGACAGGGAGCACUGCAUGCUGCUGCCACCGCUGGACACACAGGACAGGUGUGUUUGCUGCUGAAGAGAGGAGCCAAUCAGUAUGCUGUAGACGAGAGGGGACAGGACCCAUUGGCCAUCGCCGUAGAAACAGCCCAUGCUGACAUCGUCACACUACUGCGGAUGGCCAGGAUGAACGAAGAGAUGAGAGAUUCAGAAGGAGUCUUUGGAGCUGUGGGAGACGACCAGACGUUUCAGGACAUCUUCCGUGACUUCAGCGACAUGGCGUCACAUGCCCCAGAGAGGCUCACCAGACGGCAGUUCAGCCGCGGAGGCGAGGAAGAGGAGGAGGAGGGGGUGGAGGGAGGUGCAGGAGGAGGAGAAAUGGUGAAUAGCCAACAUAGUGUUGAGAAGAGGACAGAAUGACAGAAGCUGAGAAUGGGAGCCUCUCGGACUGCAGACCCUCUCCACUCCAUGACCACUGGGUUACCACGGUAACAGUUUGGAUGGAGAAGCGUUAAUUUUAACCUCUAGAAGAGUUGACUGACUGCUUCAUGUAAACGAUGUCUAUAAAAUGUUCUAAAACAUAGCAGAUAUGAUAAUAUAGUGGAGUAUACUCUUUACAGUAACAUUGAAAGUAUACUUUAUGUACGGUUACUGCAGUUGGAAAAAGUGUUACUAGUAUUCACGACGACGGAGGAGAAACUUAAUUUCAUCAUCAGUUAAUCUGCAAAUUAUUUUCUGUGUAGAUCGUUUGGUCAAAUAGUCACAUUGACUUAAUACUCACAUACUCAAAUAGAAGCAGACAAGUGUUUUUCUUUAACUUAUUAUGAUAUAAAUAUUGUGUGCACAAUGCUGUAGGAUAAUGAGAUCAUCGGCGUUUAGGUUGGUUCACUGUAAGGCUCGUUUUAUCAUGCAGCUCUGUUUGCCACAGAACAUGAAGGCUCCAUUUAUGACACAAAGAAAGUGCAUCAAACACUCAGCAACCACAACAGGAAGAGGAUAUUGCUUAUGUUUUCCCCUCGUAGCUAUCGGUAGCUAUCCCCAGUUAUCCCCAGUAGAGGAAAUGGAAGACUGAGGAACAACUCAAGUAUCUGUGGAAAACAAAAUGCAGUGUGUUCAAUGUUGUUGGUAGUUUCAGUGCAUCAUUUAUCCUGUUCUUGUACUGGCAGCUCAUUUAGGUUUUAUUAUAAGCUCUUUUUAGAGAUCGCGCUAUAGAGCCGCUACAAAGUCCCUUUAUCACAGCACCUUUGUUUUUUGACACAGAACCAAACAACAGUGGCAUCAUGCCACUCCAGUAUGUGAUUUUAGACAGCUUACCGGCAUGACGGGCAUGACAAGUACCACAACAGCAUUGGCCUCUAGUUGUAGCUCAUAUAACAUAUGUGUCGGCAGUGCUUUGUAAACAGUAAGAGUGGCGUAACAUGGCAAGGACAUAAUUUACCUUCCCUGUUAUAUGGCAGCUGAUCUCAUCCUUUGCUCGGAGGGUGAGGAGCUGCCGGACCUCCUUUUUCCCAAUUUUCGGGCAUUUUGUGGCCGCUGUUCUUCUUCGAGUUAGCUGCUAACUGCUAUCAGCUGCUUUUUAAAUCCCCCACAGUGGGCCGCACGCAUAACACAUCAUCAAAACACCCCACCCAGGCCACCCACGAUCCCGUCCUGCUGGCUGUCGUCUUUAUACAGACAUUGUUUCGGUGCUGUUACUACCUCUGAUGCCAGCUUAAAGGCGAGACCACUCUGUCCCCCCAUUCCACAAUUGUACCCUUUACACAGCACAGAGAGGAGGAAUUACAGCAUGAAAGUCACGCCUUGAAGAUGCAGUGGAAAAGGGUCUAUAGAAAAAGUUCUUUUACAUGGCAGAGAAAACUUACAAAAUAUGUAAACAAAGAGUUAAAACCAGCUGAUUGGUUGUUUUCUAGAUUGUUGCUUAGUCCAUUGUUGACUUUUCAUCUAGCGCCAUUGUCAGUUCAGUCAGUUCUGUCACUGAACAAAUGCCUAGGAUUUGAGCUGUUUAUGGCUGUUCCAGAUGAUAGAGUUUGAGAGUCUGAACAGUUCAGCAGGACGUUCAGGGUGACAGUGACGUAAACAGGUUAAGUUAGCUCUCCAGGCUAAUGUGCACUAACUCCAUUUAUGUGAAUCGAAAUGUGACACCAGUAGGGUGGCAGCGGUGCAGGAACCAUCUCAGAAAAUAUCCCAGUUUUACAGAACCAUUAGUUCUGUCAGUUACAAUGACCUUUAAAGUAAUGAAAAUAGUAGGGCUUUUUUUUUAGUUAUAAGACUUUUCUAUUUCUAUAAUUAAAACUUGCAACAAUUUUUUAAAAUGGAAGCAUGGGGAGAUUCUACGUCCAGUUGCAUUUUUUUAAUACUGUAGAUAAGCAAAUGCAUACAGUAUGAUAACCGUCAAAUUCUAUACCAUGGUAUACCUCAAAUAUAGACCAGAGACUGUGUUGUGUUAGGUUGCUGUGAGCUGUAAUUCACCACUUCUGAUCAGAAAGAAAAAGAAAAAGUUAUCUCAGAGUCUGAUCGGUCAAAGCCUCUCUUCCUCCAGGCAGCUGCCUCCGUCUGACUCAGACUCAGCCUAGUCUAGGUCCACUGAAAGCAAGGAACGCUCACUCUGCAGCUAAAUCUGGGGACUGACACAUUCCCAAAAGUAAACAGCACACUGAGUGACCAAAAACUGCUCAACCUGAAAAAUCACUCUGACUAAUUAAUCCAAUCUUUUAGGGGGCGGCCCUAGUUAAGAAUGACGCAAAAUACAUCUGGACUGAGACACAGCUGUAGAAAUUUUAUUUGAAUUACAUUUCAAACCUCGUAUGGGUUUCUUUACACAUUCAUUUAUUUGUGGCAGCCCGCAAUGAUCAAAACAUCUGCUGCCACAAAUAGAUUGUCUAUUUUUGGAGUUGGACUGUUAGUUAGCAGCGCUGUUGAUAGAUAUACUGUUGAGUUAUUUAUAGCACUACACUGUCUGAGUGCAGAGUGUACUCUUACACAGAUGGAGCAGCGGAACGUCAGGUGCAUUGAAAGUGAAACUUUAACAUUUAUUCUACUGGGUCUUAACUGGUUCUAACUUGCCUCUGCAGCAGCCGCUCCUCUCGAUCUGAUCUGAUCAGCUCUGAAUUGAUAAACAGAUCAAUUAUCCACACCGCGAUUCACAAAGUACUGCUAAGGGGGAAAAAAGAGCUCCGUCUGCAUGGACCCGUAAAAACAUCUGAAUUUAGAGAAGGGACACACACAUUUUAAAGGAAAAAAAAAGUUUUUUAGUAUAAGAAUAACACUCCCAAUGUGGUUUGCAUCACAUUUGCAAAAGUUACGUUUCAUGUGGUGUUUUGCAGUCCAGACUUUCUUAACUCAAUCUUGAAAUGAUAAAAAAACAACAACAACUGUGGCUGGCAGUCUGAACAAGCCCUGAGUCUUGUUACAUUUCUGUUCAUAACCAAAAACAUAGUUUGUCACUUCCAGUCUUUAUGCUAAGCUAGGCUAACACUUCCUGACUUCAUCUUGCUGUUUGCAAGAAAACAAAGAAGCCUUAUUUGAUUCCAGUUACUGUCAGAGCGCCAGAGACCCCAUAAAGCUGAUUUAUGCUCAGUGUUAGAUACGGACACGGAUGGACCCCUCUCUCUAUACUCUGCGUUCUCUGUAUUUGUGCAUGUUUUCUGAAAGCUUUCGGGUGCAGACAAAACUGAGCAGUAUCAUUAGAGAUCAUGGGGGCAUUUUAGCGUACUUCAGCAAGAUAGGACCACUGGACUCAACAAAGACAUUUUAAAAAUGGCGUAAAGGAUUGAAUCAUUAAUACUGUAAAAACAGUUUUUCGUCCAUACUUCCCAAUGUACUUAAUGGCCUCAUAAACCACAGCCAUCUACGACACUGCCUCGGUUAAAAGUUACAUUAUCAGGACCUCCUCCACCUUCGCCAUGUUUGUUGUUGUCAGAAACUUUUGACCCUCCAGUGCCAGCUAGCGAAUGUGGCAUGGGGGUAUGAGAGCAGUAACGGUCUCAAAGUUUGAAAUGAACGUAUGUAUUUUGUAUGUAAAGGGAGUUUAAAUAAGCCCUUACCUGUUUACAGUGCUGUGAUGAUGUCACAAAGGGAGUUGGUCACCUGUUCAGCCUCCAUCAUGUUGGUGCGGUUACAUGAAUCUACACCCCUAAAAUGUUAUUUAAGAAUAUGAAUAGUUUCCAUCAGUUAAAGUCCCUUCUGUCUGUAUUUAAUGAGCAGCACACGUUUAAUUUAAAUCCUCUUGUUAUUCGAAGAAAAGAUGCUCUAACUGUUUCACUGUGACUUAAAAUAAUGUCAGAUAUAUCUGUUCAUGUUGUUGUUAACAACAGUACAAAGAAAAAACUGAAGUACACUGUGUUGAAGGCUCUGGAAACAUCCCAGAAAUCCAGAAGUACAGUAUGAUCAAAAGUUCUAAUCCUCUAAUAGUUAAAUGAAAUCAAACCCUGCUUUUUUUCAGCCACAGCAAUUUAAUGUAUUAUUAUUAUUACUAUUUUUUAUUUAUUUAUUUUUUUAAUGUAAUUUACUGAAUGAUUAUCUUUCUUUAUUGCAGUUUUCAUUGCUUGUGGUGGAGUCUGCCAUUCUUAAAGACUGCUUUUAGCUUGGACACAAACAGUAGGACGGUGUAAUAGACUUGAGUUUCUGGGGGCAAUUGAAGUUGUGAUCUCAAAGCCACCAGACUCCACUGACAAAAACAGUCAUUUUACUUGGCAGAACACAAAGUUGCUGGUCUACCUAAAACUGAUCUGUUAGUGUGUAAGGUGAGGCAGAGCAAAUACUCAAAUGCAGCGUACCUUUACACUAAUAUUGACUGGUUUUUUUAGGUGUCUGAAAUACAUUUCUGUCCACAGCGGUGCAUUGUUAAGCUUUCAUGCAGGUAGAUUUGGUUUAUCAAAGAUGAUAACAGGACAACAGAGAAUAUUUUUAAACUAGGGUAUGCAGCAGAGUAUCAUAAUAUUUUAUGAGGCAAUAUCAUAUGAUCACAAGUAUCUUUUUUUUUUUUUUAAAUUAUAUGGAUUAUUGAUAUUAAAAUUCAAAUUAAACUUAAGGUAGGUAACUACUAGAAUAAUAAAAUCAAUUGCUUUUUCAGUCCACUAGAUACAUUUUACUGCUGCAGAAAAUGGCUUAAGUGAGAUGGACAGACUGAAACAGGGUGUCUACAGUAGUGUUCAUUUUGAACUGACAUCGGUGUGUUGUGUGUGUGAAAUAGUACUUAUACAUGUGUCUCACACACACAUACACAUACACAUAAAUAUAUGUAUAUUUAAAGUGUAUUUCUGUUGCAGGUUUGGUCUUAAAAUUCAUAUAAAGUGGUAUUUAAAAAGGCCUUAAAAAGUCUUAUAUUUAACUUGGUUAUAUCUGUAGACAAGCAGUGAAAACUUUAUCUUAUUAGUGAAAACAGAUGCUGACAAAGUUUUCCUUCAGGGACGUAAUUUACAGUUAAAAAAAGAUAAUUAAUCGCAAUAUAUUUUAUCACAAUACUCAGCAUAUCGCAACAUAUAUUAUAUUGCAGUAAUACCGCAUCAUGACUUAAGUAUUGUGAUAAUAUUGUAUCGUGGUUCCUCUGGUGAUUCCCACCCCUUCUGUAAAUGUUGACAACAGCAAUCAACAAUUUUGCGAAUUUCACGUCUUUGCGCCUGAAAUCAACUGCCAGUUUUCUGCCCCGAAGUGAUUGUUGUUAUUCGUGUGACGUCAAUGGGAUUUGGUCUAUAAUUUAAUACAUAAAUAAAGUUGAUUUGAUUUUGUGAUUUUAUAAAUCCAUUAAAUGGCUAUUGCUGAAAAAAUGCAGCCCAUAAAUAGAAUCAAAAACUGGGUUUGAUUUCAUGAAAAACUGCUGAGUGAAUAAUGAACAGCUACUUAACAGAGACAGCAAACUAGCUCGAGGACAUGGCCAAAUGCAAGUAUGAAUGAAUAUAUUAAACCGUGUGGACCUUGAACUAAUCACUAAGGAAAAAUCUGGACCAGCUGGGAACCACUGGUAUAAAGUGCCUUCUGGCAGAGUUUACUCCAAGAUGUCACCACAUUUUCUAGGUCAGGAUUCAACCUCACAACCCGUCCUUCACUCUGUGGAGCUGAACAUUUGACUGAAGUUUUAUUUGAUGUUUUGCUUCCAUCUGUUUGUUUCUUUUCUCAUUUGUGUUCAUAAAGGGAUUUAAUAUAUAGCUGCUGCAGAGCUACGUUUAUCCGUUUCUUUAGACACUUUAUCAAUGUGUUUCAGAUGUCUCAUUUCAGUUUGCUGUGUCUUUGGGUGAAACCAGGUUGCAAUAUUUUUGUUUUUAUGAAUGAAGACUGAUGUGGACCAACAGAGUGUAAAGACAGAGUCCAUCCCUGAAGCAGAGCACAACUGCUGUUACAGAACAUCAGGUUUUUACUGAUUUAUUAGGAAAUAUUCAUUUUUAAAGCCUCAGACCUGCUGAAAAAACCUCACUGCAUCAUUUAAAAAUAUGAUGGAGGAGCAAUAUGACGUGUUUUAUUCUGCUUCAGGGGGGAUUUUCAACAUUUCAUUCCAGACUGCUACUGCUUAAUAAAAACUUGUUAAUACGUGAAGACGACUGUCUGUUGCUUUCUUCAGGGUUCAGUCUCUGUAGGCACCUUUAGGCAGUUAUCAUGAUUGUUCUUUCAUUUAUCUUACAGGACCCACCCAGUGAUACUGUUCUUAACGCAUUCUUGGUUUU